Knipowitschia caucasica is the source of this 3609-nucleotide messenger RNA. Lineage: Eukaryota; Metazoa; Chordata; Actinopteri; Gobiiformes; Gobiidae. The record is from the annotation of a GenBank genome assembly.
AUGACACGCCUGAAGUGGCCUGGUCCGUCUCAGAACCUGCAGCAGCUCCCAGCUCUGAGCUACGGCAUGGCCCCCCACCAGAACUACAGCCCCCUCCAGGCCAAAGCUCCUCUGGGCCCCGGACUGUACCCACAGAACAGCCCCUACCACCCGCCCUCCUCUCUCCCGCACACCCCCCCUCUGUCGGCCAGCCCAGUGCCUCAGAUGCCCUCGGCUCAGAGCACACCGCCCCCUGUGGCCGGAGGCGGCUACUACAACAGCCCGCUCCAGACUCCGGCGAUGGGACCGGCCUGGCACUACAACACGUCUGCACCUGUGACCCCGCCCCACGCACACGCAGCGACCAAUCACAUGGCUCCGCCUCGCUCUAUGGCCCCAUCCACCUCCAGCCCGGCGCCGGGACCAGGACUGCCCCCCAGCUCUGCGCACGGAUACAGUCAGACAGGUGUGGCUCCUCACACAUACCACCAGCCCGUCAGACCUCCAUACGGGGCCCCUCCCUCUGCUGCUGCUGCCUCGGGACCCAGACCUGCCAUGGGACCACCUCCACCCAUAGGCCAACCUCCACCCAUGGGUCAACCCCCACCCAUGGGUCAACCUCCACCCAUGGGCCAACCCCCACCCAUGGGCCAACCCCCACCCAUGGGCCAACCCCCACCCAUGGGCCAACCCCCACCCAUGGGCCAACCCCCACCCAUGGGCCAACCCCCACCCAUGGGCCAACCUCCACCCAUGGGCCAACCCCCACCCAUGCGUCACCCACCACCUAUGGUACACCCCCCACCCACGGGACACUCUCCUUCAGGAGCUCCACCUCCAAUGAGACCCACCCCUCCACCUUCUGGACCCCCCAUGGGCAAUGCCACCCCUCCCACUCCCAAAGCUGAUGCUCAGUGGGACGCUGUGAACCACUCUGCUCCUCCCUCAGAGUCUGAGGAGGGGGACGUGGAGUGUCCAGGUAUAAUGUCUGGAAACGGCCCCCAGGCCCCCAACAGCUACAACCAUGUGGAGAGCCAACCAGGCGCCCCCCCUCCGCCCGGACCCCCAGGACGACACUUAGGGCACUACCCGUCUCUGCCGCCCGGGUAUCAGAGCUCUCCCUCUGGGCACACGACGCAGCCUUACCCCCUGAAGCAGCAGCCGUACCAGCAGCCCGGCCCGGCUCAGCUCAGCCCCUCCCUCGCUGCCCUGAGUCUGCAGUCUGGGACCCCCGAGGCCCUGAGGGUGGUGAACCUACUGCAGGAGAGGAACCUGCUCCCAGCCGGACCCAUCACUCCCCCCACGCCCUGCCUCCCCCAGGACCUGCAGAGGGUCAACUGUAACCCCGAAGUGUUCCGCGCCACACUGACCAGCAUCCCCCAGAACCAGUCUCUGCUGAACAAAGCCAAGCUGCCCCUCGGCCUCCUGCUGCACCCCUUCAAAGACCUCUCGCAGUUGCCGGUGGUGACGUCGAGUACGAUCGUGCGCUGUCGCUCGUGUCGCACCUACAUCAAUCCUUUUGUGUCGUUUUUGGACCAGAGACGAUGGAAGUGCAACCUGUGCUACCGGGUCAAUGAAGUUCCAGAGGAGUUCAUGUACAACCCAGUGAGCCGAGCGUACGGAGAGCCUCACAAGAGACCAGAGGUUCAGAACGCUACCAUCGAGUUCAUCGCCCCCUCGGAAUACAUGCUGAGGCCUCCGCAGCCGGCCGUCUAUCUGUUUGUCCUGGACGUGUCGCACAACGCUCUGGAGACUGGUUAUCUGCACGUCUUCUGUCAGUCCCUCCUGGACAACUUAAGCUCACUUCCUGGUGACUCCAGGACCAAAGUGGGCUUCAUCACGUUCGACAGCACCAUCCACUUCUACAACCUGCAGGAAGGACUGUCCCAGCCCCAGAUGCUCAUCGUGUCCGACAUCGAAGAUAUAUUUUUACCGACACCAGACAGCCUUCUAGUAAACCUCAGUGAGAGUAAAGAGCUGGUGCAGGACCUGUUGAAGAGUUUGCCCACCAUGUUUGAGAAAAGCAUGGAGACACAGUCUGCUCUGGGCUCCGCGCUGCAGGCCGCCUUCAAACUGCUGUCCCCGACCGGAGGAAGGAUGUCUGUGUUUCAGACCCAGCUGCCCAACCUCGGGGCGGGGGCCCUGCAGUCCAGAGAGGACCCCAACCAGAGGGCAGCGGCCAAGGACGUGCAGCACUUGUCUCCUGCCACAGACUUCUAUAAGAAACUGGCGCUGGACUGUUCUGGCCAGCAGGUGGCAGUAGACCUGUUCCUGCUGAGUGCACAGUACUGUGACCUGGCCUCUCUGGGCUGCAUUUCCAGAUACUCCGCCGGCUCCGUCUAUUAUUACCCCUCGUACCAUCAGCAGCACAGUCCUGCUCAGGUCGAACGCUUCCAGAAAGAUCUCAAGAGAUAUUUAACUCGGAAGAUCGGCUUCGAGGCCGUGAUGAGGAUCCGCUGCACCAAAGGCCUCUCCAUCCACACGUUCCAUGGAAACUUCUUCGUCCGCUCCACAGAUCUGCUGUCGCUGCCGAACGUGAACCCAGACGCUGGGUUUGCGGUUCAGAUGUCGAUCGACGAGAACCUGGACGACCUUCAGGUGGUGUCCUUCCAGGCUGCGCUGCUCUACACCUCCAGCAAAGGAGAGAGGAGGAUCCGAGUCCACACCCUGUGCCUCCCUGUGGUCAACUCUCUGGCAGACAUCUUUGCAGGAGCUGAUGUUCAGGCCAUCACUGGGCUCUUGGCCUGUAUGGCCGUGGAUCGCUCGGUCACAGCGAGUCUGAGCGACGCCAGAGACGCUUUAACGAACGCUGCGGUGGAUUCUCUGUCGUGUUAUCGUCAGUCUGUGCUCACCAUCCAACAGCCAGGACUGCUCUCCCCCUGCUGUCUCAGGCUGUUCCCUCUGUAUGUCCUGGCUCUACAUAAACAGAAAGCCUUCAGAGUGGGGACCAGCACUCGUCUGGAUGACCGUGUGUUUGCCAUGUGUCAGCUCAAGUACCAGCCUCUGGUCUACGCCAUGUUAAUGAUCCACCCUGCACUGUACCGGCUGGACGACCUCACAGACCAGGGAGCCCUGAACGUGAACGACAGAACGAUCCCACAGCCUCCGGUUCUGCAGCUGUCUGUGGAGAAGUUCAGCCGAGACGGAGCUUUCCUCAUGGACGCAGGAACGGUGAUGUAUCUGUGGAUUGGCAGAAACUGUAGCCCCGCCUUCCUGUCCCAAGUCCUGGGCGUGACCAGCUACGCCGCUGUGCCUGAAAACAUGUACCUUCUCCCAGAACCAGAGACCGUUCGCUCCAACGCUGCACGUCCUCUGAGACGAGAGCCAGAUGAAGACAGUCUUUCUGCAGAACAUGAUCGAGGACAGGACAGACUCCGCCCCCUCCCCCUGUCUCUGAAGCUCCGCCCCCUCCUGUCGGUGAAGCUCCGCCCCUUCCCCCUGUCUCUGAAGCCCCGCCCCCUCCUGUCGGUGAAGCUCCGCCCCCUCUUCCUGUCGGUGAAGCUCCGCCCCCUCUUCCUGUCGGUGAAGCUCCGCCCCCUCUUCCUGUCUAUGAAGCUCCGCCCCCUCCUCCUGUCUAUGAAGCUCCGCCCCCUCUUCCUGUCUAUGAAGCUCCGCCCCUCCUGUUUCUGA